AUGGCCCUAAAAAUUGAUUCGGAUAUGUGGUGUGAUGAUCAGGAAAUUCUUAAAGAUCAUGUCAAUGAGUUCUAUAAGAAGUUGUUCACAAGAGACCCUUUGAUCAAUCAAAGUUUGAAUAAUCAAAAGCCUUUCCCGGAACUAAGUCAAGAUCAUUGGAAUUGGCUUAAUAAAUAUUUUGACAAUAUUGAGAUCAAAGAGGCUUUAUUAAACAUGAGUCCUCUCAAAGCCCCCGGUCUUGACGUUAUUGCCAACCGUCUUAAACCUAUUCUGCCUAUUGUUAUCUCUAACAGCCAAACGAGCUUCGUUCCGGGUAGGGUGAUUACAGAUAAUAUUAUUCUUGCUCAAGAAGUCAUUCAUUCAAUGAAGAAGAAGAAAGGAAGAAAAGGGUGGAUUGUCAUAAAAAUAGAUCUUGAGAAAGCAUAUGACAGACUGGAUUGGAACUUCAUAAAAAACACUAUAGAGAAGAUGAAUCUUCCUAAUAAGAUCAUGCUUGCUAUUAUGAAUUGCACAAGCUCGAUGACUAUUCAGAUUAACUGGAAUGGAGAGCUUACCGAACCCUUCAAGCCUUCUAGAGGGAUUAGACAUGGAGAUCCCUUGUCUUCAUACCUCUUUGUGAUCUAUGAUCUUAUUCUUUUUGCGGAAGCUGACAUAUCCCAAAUUGAAGUUAUUCAGAAUACUCUCAACAGAUUCUGUUACAGCUCAGGACAUAAAGUUAACCUGCAAAAAUCCAACAUAUAUUACUCCAAUAAUGUUGAUACACAAACUAGAAAUUCUAUUACCAACAUGCUCAACAUCAAGGAGGUGGAUAAUCUUGAAAGAUACCUGGGAGUUCCUAUGAAGAAUAAUGCUCGCCAAAUCGGUUCUCCCCUUAAUAUUGAUUACACUAUGCAAUCAAUAUUAAUCCCCAAAGGAGUGUGUAAUGAACUGGAAAGACUUACCAGAAAUUUCAUUUGGGGAAAUUCAAAUGAGCAUAAAGGUGUACAUCUUGUGAACUGGGAGACACUCUGCAUACCUAUCAAAGGAGGAGGACAAGGACUUAAGAGUCUAAGAAGUCAAAAUGAGGCUUUUAUUUUUAAACUAGCGUACAAACUCAUUAACAGAACUGAUCUUCUGUGGGUGCAGAACUUAUGCUGGAAUAUUGGAAAUGGAAAACAAGUGGAAUUUUGGCAUGACAAAUGGUUAGACAGUAAAGAACCUUUAUCCAGACUAUGCAAUCAACAAAGGGAAGUGCAGAAUGACAGAUCAAAAGUUAAGGAGUGGAUUAACCAGAACGGUACAUGGGAUUGGAACAGACUUACAAAGCUAUUCCCGGAUCAAAUCAUCAAUAUGUUUAAAGCUACUCCACCCCCAGUGGAUGAGUCCAUCACUGAUUCUCCGGCUGGAUCCUCUCAGAAAAAAGGGUUUUCUCGGGUGAAGAUAUUCCUAUGGCUUAUUGGAAGGAAUAAAAUUCUGACUAAUUCGGAAAGGAAGCGCAGACCUAUGAUAAUGGAUGAGAGAUGCCCUAUGUGUGGUUACGAAAUUGAAGACAUCAAUCACACUCUGAGAUUUUUCCCUAAAGCUUUGACUAUUUGGACAGAAGUUAUUGAUAACAAGAAUAUGGAUCAGUACCUGAGAAAGAAUAUAGAGGAAUGGAUUAUCGAGAAUCUUGAAAUCACCCAGUCUCCAACUUCUAGAACGGAGAAUUGGCCUACCUUCUUCAGCUCCAUUAUCUGGUAUAUCUGGAAAAGAAGAAUCAGUAUAUGUUUGAUUCUGAAAUGA
Molecule: messenger RNA, 1761 nt
Organism: Hibiscus syriacus
Lineage: Eukaryota; Viridiplantae; Streptophyta; Magnoliopsida; Malvales; Malvaceae
Exons: 6
Coding region: 1-1761 (586 amino acids)
Source: RefSeq, a predicted model, not a curated record